Messenger RNA from Dacryopinax primogenitus, 887 nucleotides. RefSeq names its product DUF887-domain-containing protein. Lineage: Eukaryota; Fungi; Basidiomycota; Dacrymycetes; Dacrymycetales; Dacrymycetaceae. The record is from RefSeq and is a predicted model, not a curated record. The coding region runs from base 6 to 815 and encodes 269 amino acids. Gene Ontology annotation, cellular component: endoplasmic reticulum; membrane. The transcript has 8 exons. Gene Ontology annotation, biological process: lipid homeostasis.
UCGCCAUGGCCUGGCCUCCAUCCGCAACGCUCAUGGACAAGUUCGCCGACUGGGCAGGGAGUACGCUUCACCUUCCCUACCUGCCGGCUUACGUCCCCGUCAUCCUACGCGCAUUUAUCGCUUUCAACUUCAGCAACAUCCUUUCGUCUAUGCUUUCCCCAUACGUGUCAAAGACGUACGCGACGUUGCCGAAAAAGACCAGACACGCGUGGGACGUCAGGUUCACUAGUUUGGUGCACGCCAUACUGGUAGUCUACUUGGCUUGGAGGACGAUGGACAAGCCAGCUCUAGUGCAAGAUCGUGCAUUCGGAUGGGAUCCAGAAUCAGGUACCAUGGCGAGCAUCGCUGUCGCAUGUUUUCUAUGGGAUGUGAUAGAAUCUGUUACAAACUUUGAGAAUAUUGGGUUUCUAUUGCACGCUUGCUCAUGCUUAGGUAUAUUCUUGUGUACUUUCCGCCCAUUCCUGAAUUAUUACGCGGCUCGAUUCUUGCUUUGGGAAACUAGCACCAUUUUCUUGAACAUCCAUUGGUGGCUGGAUAAGACAGGACAGACUGGCACGACUUUCCAACUCGUCAAUGGGGUCAUUCUCAUGACCGCCUUCUUCUGCGUUCGUUUGAUGUUUGGCGGCUACCAGUCCACACAGUUCUGGCACACCAUGGGAGAGAUCCGUGACAAGGUUCCGAUGCCACUCUUGAUUCUGUACACAGUCGGAAACGUAUUCUUGCAGGGGCUAAACUGGUACUGGUUCUACAAGAUGAUUGCCGCCCUGAGAAAGCGGUUCGUACCGGCUAAUGUGAUUGAGCAGAAGACGAAGUAACGUGCGCGCCGGGUAGAUAUUUACUUGGUACACCUCGCGUAAAAUAUCCUUUUCCUAAUCGUCAAACACUGU